This is a messenger RNA of Indicator indicator, 1608 nucleotides long. It is a transcript of the gene GNS, whose product is annotated as glucosamine (N-acetyl)-6-sulfatase. The record is from RefSeq and is a predicted model, not a curated record. Gene Ontology annotation, molecular function: N-acetylglucosamine-6-sulfatase activity; glycosaminoglycan binding. The transcript is spliced from 14 exons. Bases 1 to 1608 code for a protein of 535 amino acids. Lineage: Eukaryota; Metazoa; Chordata; Aves; Piciformes; Indicatoridae. Gene Ontology annotation, biological process: glycosaminoglycan metabolic process.
AUGUCUUCUGCCGCCGCGGUGGUCCGGCAGCUGGCGCUGGCCGCGCUACUGGUGCUGAGUCCGGCGGGGGCAACGCGACAAACGCGGAGGCCCAACGUGGUGCUCAUCCUCACUGACGAUCAGGACGUCUGCCUGGGUGGCAUGACCCCACUAAAGAAGACUAAUGCUCUAAUUGCGCAGAUGGGAGUAACCUUUCUAAAUGCAUAUGUUCCCAGUGCACUUUGCUGUCCCAGUCGAGCCAGCAUUUUAACGGGGAAAUAUCCACAUAAUCAUCAUGUUGUCAAUAACACUUUGGAAGGGAACUGUAGCAGCAAGUUAUGGCAGAAGAUUCAAGAACCAUACACCUUCCCAGCACUGCUCAAAGCUAUGUGUGGUUAUCAAACAUUCUUUGCAGGAAAGUACUUGAAUGAGUAUGGAGCAGAGGAUGCAGGGGGAGUAGGUCAUGUCCCUCCUGGAUGGAGUUUUUGGUAUGCUUUGGAGAAAAAUUCAAAAUACUACAACUAUACUCUGUCGGUAAAUGGCAAAGCACGAAGGCACGGUGAGAACUACAGUGUAGAUUAUCUGACAGAUGUACUGGCCAACAUGUCACUGGACUUCUUGGAGUACAAAUCUAAUUUUGAACCUUUCUUUAUGAUGAUCUCGACACCAGCACCGCACUCCCCUUGGACAGCUGCCCCGCAGUACACCAAUAGCUUUCAGAAUGUCAGUGCACCAAGAAACAGCAAUUUUAACAUUCAUGGAAAGAACAAGCACUGGUUAAUUCGACAAGCAAAGACUCCAAUGACUAACUCUUCAAUACAAUUUCUUGAUAACGCUUACAGAAAGCGGUGGCAAACUCUGCUGUCAGUAGAUGACCUGAUAGAGAAACUAGUGAAGAAACUGGAGCUGAAUGGAGAGUUAGACAACACGUACAUCUUUUACACAUCAGACAAUGGCUUCCACACUGGCCAGUUUUCUCUGCCAAUAGACAAACGGCAGCUAUAUGAGUUUGAUAUCAAAGUUCCAUUGCUCGUUCGAGGACCAGGGAUAAAACCAAACCAGACAAACAAGAUGCUUGUUGCAAAUAUUGACUUGGGUCCCACAAUUUUGGAUAUCGCGGGGUAUGACUUGAAUAAGACCCAGAUGGAUGGGAUGUCACUACUGCCACUGUUGAGAGGAGACAAAAAUGUGACAUGGAGAUCAGACUUCUUGGUGGAGUAUCAAGGAGAAGGAUACAAUGGCAGUGAUCCUACCUGUCCUGGCCUAGGACCUGGAGUCACACACUGCUUCCCAGACUGUGUCUGUGAAGAUUCCUAUAACAACACAUAUGCUUGCGUAAGGACACUCUCAACUUCCUGGGACCUGCAGUACUGUGAAUUUGAUGACCGGGAGGUGUUUGUGGAAGUGUAUAACUUGACUGCAGAUCCACACCAGAUCAAUAACAUUGCUAAAACAAUUGAUCAAGAAAUUCUAGAGAAGAUGAACUAUCGAUUGAUGAUGCUGCAGUCCUGUUCAGGAGCAACUUGCCGUACACCAGGUGUCUUUGAUCCUGGGUACAGGUUUGACCCACGGCUCAUGUUCAACAACCAUGGUGUUCGGGCUCGGAGGUUUUCUGCAGAGCCUUUAUGA